GUUAAUUUCAACCUCUAAUUAUUACCAUAAAAUUAGACAAUUACCAUAGAAAUCACCGGGUAAAUACCUCAAAAUCGUGAGCAUACCGUCAACUUUCACCAUUGUCCCGUUUUCCCCUUUGAAAUCAUGGUAAAACUCGCGGAAAUAUCAAGAACGUCCACUUUUGCUUGGAGCCAUGAUACUUUACCUUUACUUGCAACAGGUACAGUAGCCGGAGCUGUUGAUGCAAAUUUUAAUUCUUCAUCUAGAUUAGAAAUUUGGAAUAUUUUUUCUCCAACUAAUUCAACUGAACCAAUCUUUAGUGCUGGAGUUGAUGAUAGAUUUUAUGCUCUUGCAUGGUCAAAACCAUUUGAAGGUAGAAGUCAAGGAAUUUUAGCUGCAGCAUUUGAAAAUGGUACUAUUGAAUUUUGGGAUAUUGAAAAACUUAUAAAAUCUAAAGAUUUAGUUGAAUCAUCAAUUCAUAAAUCUUCAAAACAUUCAGGUCCAGUAAAGACUUUACAAUUUAAUCCAAUUCAAAAUCAUAUAUUAGUUAGUGGAGGAUCUCAUGGUCAACUUUUUAUUUGGGAUACUCAAAAAUUUACUGAUCCUUAUACUCCAGGUCAAGCCAUGACUCCAAUGGAUGAAAUUACUAGUGUUGCAUGGAAUAAUUCUGUUUCUCAUAUUCUUGCAAGUACUGGUAAUAGUGGUUAUACAUCAAUUUGGGAUUUAAAAACUAAAAAGGAAGUAUUACAUUUAUCAUAUACUGGACCUUCAGGUAGAGCAAGUUUUUCUCAUGUAGCUUGGCAUCCAAGUCAAUCAACAAAAUUAAUUACUGCUAGUGAUAAUGAUGCAGUUCCAGUAAUUUUAACUUGGGAUUUAAGAAAUUCAAAUGCUCCAGAAAAAAUUUUAGAAGGUCAUAAAAAGGGGGUAUUAUCAUUAGAUUGGUGUAAACAAGAUCCUUCAUUAUUAAUUUCUAGUGGUAAAGAUAAUACCACUUUAUUAUGGAAUCCAAUUACUGGACAAAAAUUAGCAGAAUAUCCAACCACCGCAAAUUGGGCAUUUCAAACAAGAUUUGCUCCAUCAGCUCCAGAUAUUUUUGCUACAGCAUCAUUUGAUGGGAAAGUUAUUGUUCAAUCACUUCAAGAUACUUCACCUCCAGUUUCAACUAAAGUAACUUCAAAUGAUGAUAAUGUAUUUUGGAAUCAAUUAUCAAGUACUGAAACUCAACAACCAGUAUUUGAAAUUAGACAAGCUCCAGUAUGGUUAAAAAGACCAUCAACAGUAUCAUUUGGUUUUGGAUCUAAAUUAGUUAAAGUAUCAAAAGAUGAAAAUGAUAAAAGUAUUAUUAAAAUUGAAAAGUUUGUAAUUAAAGGUCAAGAAGAUUCAACUGAAUUUUCUCAAGCUUUAAAUUCAAAUGAUUUUAAACCAAUUAUUGAAGCUAAAGCUGAAGCAGAAGCUGUUAAUGAAAUUGAUAAAUCUGAUUGGGAAUUAUUAAAGAAAUUAUUACAAACAGGUAAAGAAAAUCUCUUUAAAGCUGGAGUUACUGUUGAAGAAGAAUCAUUAGAAGUAUCAGAAACUGGUGAAGAAGAAGAAAAAGAAAAAGAAGAAAAUGAUGAAGAUGAAAAUGGUGCCGAUGAUUCUUUCUUUGCUAAAUUAGGUAAUGGAUCAAUUGGACUCACUGAAGAUAAUAAUUUUGUUCCUUCAGGAGCUUUUAAUAUUUUAAAGGCUGAUGAAACUGAAGAAAAUAAAAAGAUUAUUAAAUUAGUACUUGCUAAUAAGAUUGAAGAAGCUGUAGGACAAUGUUUAAAAGGUGAUAAUUUACUUGAAGCAUUAGUAUUAGCAUUAGAUGGAUCUGAUUCUGUUAAACAAAAAGUUAAAAAUGCUUAUUUCCGAGCCAAUAGUGAUAAACAAUUAUCUCGAGUAUUAUAUAGUGUUACAUCAACUGAUGUAACUGAUCUUGUAUCUAAUGCCGAUGUAUCUAAUUGGAAAGAAAUUGCUCAAAGUAUUGCAUCAUUUACUCAUGAUUCAUAUGAUUAUGAAACUAAAAUUACUGAAUUAGGUGAUAGAAUUCUUGAUUCAAGUACUUCUAAACAAGAUAGAAGUGAUGCAAUUUUAUGUUAUUUAGCAGGUAAUGCUGUUGAUAAAAUCGCUUCAAUUUGGCUUCAAGAAUUACCAGCUUAUGAAAAGCAAUUAUUAUCAACUAAUUCAAAAACUAAAUCAAUUUCUUCUCCUUCAGAAGCAAGAUUUGCUUCUCUUACUAAUUUUGUUCAAAAAAUUGCAGCUUAUAGAUCUAUUUCUCAUAUUACUGGUGAGAUUUCUGGUCCUUCAGCUGAAUUAGUUGCUAAAGCAAUAUUAGAAUUCUCAAAUUUAGCUUCUGGUUAUGGACAAUUUGAUGUAGCUGAAAAGUUUUUGGCUAUUUUACCUUCGGAAUUCUCAGGUACUGAACAAGAAAGAAUUUCAAAAGCUACUGGAGUUACUCCAACUACUUCUACUACUAAUAAUAUUACUACUUCUUUAAAGAAAGUUAGAAGUCCAGUAAAAUCUUAUGGAGUUAGUGCUGGGGUUGUACCUUCAGUAGUUAUUUCUGGUCAAUCAUCAAUUGGUCAAGCACAAGCACAAGCACAAGCACAAGUACAAGCACAAGCACAAGUACAAGCACCAAUUGUUUCUCAAUCAGUUCCGUUGUCUACUAAUCCUUAUGCUAGAACCGUGACUUCUAAUCCUUAUGCUCCACUGGUUGGUAAUGUUUAUAAACCUCCAGUUCCUACUGUAGCUGUUCCUAUACCUACUCCAGUAGUUGGAGGAGUUGGACCGGUUGGAAAUGUUGGUAAUGCUCCACCUCCACCUCCAGCUAAACUGUUUAAAAAUGAAACUGAUGGUUGGAAUGAUUUACCUCAUACUUUUAAACCAGUAACUGCUCGUCGUGCUGCUCCAGUAGCUACUGCUACACCUUCUCCAACGAUUAAUUCACCUAAUCCUCAAUCAAUUAUUCCAAAGAGAAAAGUUUCUGGUAGUGUUAGUGUAGCUAUAGCUCCUCCACCUCCAAAGGGUCUUAGUCGUUCAAGUUCUAAAGCUUCGAAUGUAACUCAUGCUUCUCCUCGUCCAGCUCCUGUUCAUAUCAAUAAUAGAUAUGCUCCUCCACCAAUUGAAACUGGACCUCCAGCUACUCCUGGUAAAACUCCUCCAAUUCUUGCCGGUAGUUUUUCAAAGAAGAAUCCUUAUGCUCCACCUCCAGAACAAUCUCCAUCUAAAAUUGCCUUUGCUCCACCUCCUGCUGGUAAUGCUGGAACUUUUGCUCCUCCAACUCUUCCUCCUCCAGCUCCUCCAAAGAAUCCUUAUGCUCCUACUGCUCCUCCUACUAGAAGUUUGAGUGGAGGUAUUCUUCCUCCUCCUCCUCCACCUCCUGGUGGUUCUAAUCGUGUUGGAGUUCCUCCACCUCCUGCUACAUUUGGUUCGAAUGCUCCUCCAAUUCAACCUCCAUUUAAUUCAGUACCUCCACCUCCUGGUAUAGCUUCUCAACCGGUAGCUGUAGUUGCACCUCCAGCAGUGGCUCCUCCACCUACUGCUUCAGGUAUAGCCCCUCCACCACCACCAACAUUAACUGCAACUGCAACAGCAACUGCUGCUUCAAGUGUUUCACCAGCUCCUCCUCCAGCAACUACGGCUCAAUAUCCUGCUGGAGAUAGAAGUCAUAUUCCUGAAAAAUCAUUACCAAUUUACGAAACUCUCAAUAGAAUUCUUCAAACUAUUGUGGCUACUCCUAAUCUCACUGAAAAGCUUACUACUAUCUGUAUUGAUACCGGUAAGAGACUCGAUAUCUUAUAUGAUCUCUUGAAUAAUAAUUCAUUAUCUGAUGGAGUUAUUGAACAAUUAAGAACUAUUGCAGAAUCUUUAGAUCGUAAGGAUGUUGAAAAUGCUCGUAGUAUUAAUUUACAAUUCGCUACUAACUUUUCUGAUGAAAUUGGUGCCUGGCAUAGAGGUGUUAGUCGACUCAUUGAUAUGGCUCAAGCCUUGUAUUAGUCUAGAAAAUUAUAUACAUACA
Messenger RNA from Scheffersomyces amazonensis, 4021 nucleotides. RefSeq names its product Pga63p (gene PGA63). The record is from RefSeq and is a predicted model, not a curated record. NCBI's taxonomy places the organism in Eukaryota, Fungi, Ascomycota, Pichiomycetes, Serinales, Debaryomycetaceae. The transcript has a single exon. The coding region runs from base 127 to 3999 and encodes 1290 amino acids. Gene Ontology annotation, biological process: COPII-coated vesicle cargo loading; endoplasmic reticulum organization; endoplasmic reticulum to Golgi vesicle-mediated transport. Gene Ontology annotation, molecular function: protein binding; structural molecule activity. Gene Ontology annotation, cellular component: COPII vesicle coat; endoplasmic reticulum exit site.